Molecule: messenger RNA, 2679 nt
Organism: Conger conger (European conger)
Lineage: Eukaryota; Metazoa; Chordata; Actinopteri; Anguilliformes; Congridae
Gene: fstl4
Product: follistatin-like 4
Exons: 17
Coding region: 160-2679 (839 amino acids)
Biological process (GO): cell differentiation; regulation of BMP signaling pathway; multicellular organism development
Molecular function (GO): calcium ion binding; protein binding
Source: RefSeq, a predicted model, not a curated record
CUAACGAAGUUUAACCAAACCAAUGCAUUGGGGAAUAGGAACCGCACGCAGUUGCUUCCAUAUUGUUUGGGAACUGCAGACGUGCCGACCGAAAACAAGCUCAGGGAAUUCAUCCGGAGACCGUGAGAGAUAUGAACGCUAUAGAUUGGCAGAUCGGUGAUGGGCUGGGUGAGUCUUUGGGUGGUUCCCUUCCUGCUGGGGGCCUCUCUGGGACCAGCUGAAGGAUGGAGGACCGGCUCUAAAACCAGCACUGUGGAGAACGCCACAGAGAGACUCCACUUCAGGCAAGUUGGAGAAGAAGGGAAGACCAGCACGUUUCCCCUCGGAGUGGAAGGUUCGCAGGGGGCCUGUAGGGGGCGCUACUGCAGCCGGGGGCGUCGGUGUGUCGUCUCCGAGGACUCUGGGAAGACGGAGUGCGUGUGUCAGGAGAAGUGCCGCCCCGCGUUCGUGCCCGUGUGCGGCUCGGACGGGCGUUUCUACGAGAACCACUGCGAGCUGUACCGGUCUGCGUGCCUGAGGAGGAGGAGUACCUACGUGGUGCACAGCAAAGACUGCUUCUUCAGAGGUGAGGCAUGCACGAUGGCGGACUACAAUAGGCUGAAGAGCACACUGCUGGACAUGCAGCCCAGGGCCUGGGGCUCCGGGGACCAGACUCAGGAAAACCGAAUGGACCGAAAGAGGGCCGUGGUGGACGCCAUGUUUAAGUACAUGGAUGUGAAUGGGGACAGCAGGCUGGAGAGCCAGGAGCUGGCACAGAUAUCUGUGAAGGAGCACCUGGAGGACAGUCUUCUGGAAUGUUCCAUGCAGGACCUGAUCCGUUACGAUGACUACAACAACGACGGCCAUCUCUCUCUGCAGGAGUUCUACACCGCUUUCCAGGUCAUCCAGCUCACCCUUCCAGAGGAGAAGCAGGUGAGCGUCUCCACGGUGACCGUGGGCCUCAGCACCGUGCUGUCCUGCGCCAUCCAGGGAACGCUGCGGCCGCCAAUCAUCUGGAGGCGGAACGGGAUCGUGCUCAACUUCCUGGACCUGGAGGACAUCAACGACUUUGGCGACGACGGCUCGCUGUACAUCACCAAGGUAACGACCAUCCACAUGGGGAACUACAGUUGCCACGCCUACGGGUACCAGGAGCUCCAGCAGGUCCAUGUGCUCCAGGUGAAUGUUCCCCCGGUGAUCCUGGUGUACCCCGAGACCCAGGCCCAGGAGCCCGGUGUGGGGGCCAGCCUGCACUGCUACGCCGACGGCAUCCCGCCUCCCAGCAUCCUCUGGCUGAAGAACGGCGUGGACCUGCUGCCCAAGGGCUCCAAGCAGCUCUCCCUGAGAGCCAACGGGAGCGAGCUGCACAUCGCGAGCGUGCGGUACGAGGACACGGGCGCGUACACCUGCAUCGCCAAAAACCAGGUGGGCGUGGACGAGGACAUCUCCUCGCUGUUUGUGGAGGACUCGGCCCGAAAAACACUUGCUAACAUUCUGUGGCGUGAGGAAGGCCUGAGCGUGGGGAACCUGUUCUACAUUUUCUCCGACGACGGGAUCACCAUCCUGCAGCCGGGCGAGUGUGAGAUCCGGAGACGCAUCCCGCACACCGAACGCAUACUGGCCAGCCAAGAGGAGAUGUGCCCCAGAGCUGAAGGAGACGCGACCCCCCGCUGCGCCUGGGCCUCGGCCGUCAGCGUGCGGGACAAGUACAUCUACGCCUCCCAGCCCCUCCAGAGCCGGCUGCUGAUCGUGGACACGCAGGCCCAGAGAGUGGCUCAGGUGGUGCAAACAGACCCGGUGCCAGUGAAGCUCCAUUACGACAAAUCUCACGACCAGAUCUGGGUGCUGAGCUGGGGAGACCUGCAGCAGUCCCGCCCCUCCCUGCAGGUGGUGUCGCAGGCCAGCGUGGGAGAGGAGCACCACGUGAUCCGCACCCAGUUCAGGAGAGUCAACGACUUCUUCAUCCCGCCCACCAACCUCAUCAUCACGCACGUCAGAUUUGGGUUCAUCUUCCUGAAGUCCGAGCCGGCGGUGCACAAGAUCGACCUGGAGACGUUCCACCGCGUCAAGACCAUCAGCCUGAAGAACUACAGCUGUGUGCCGGCCGGCAUGGCCUACACCCACCUGACCGGGCUGUACUUCGUCCAGUGCCUGGGCCAGAACCGCACGUCCGGCCCGGGCCAGCUCAUCAUCGACAGCGUCACCGACUCCGUCAUCGGGCCCAACGGCCGGGUGGCGGGGAGGCCCCGCGUCUCGUCCGACGGCCGCCACGUGGUGACCCCUGACCCCCGCGGCGGGAAGGUCAGCGUGCAGACGGUCGGCCCCCGGGGGGCGCUGCGGCUGAGCCGGGAGCUGCAGACCGGCCUGGACGUCUCCGACCUGACCUUUCACCCCUCCUCCGCCGAGUCCAACCGGUACGUCGUCGUGGCGACCUCCAAGACGCGCGGAGACCUGCUCUUUUCGGACCUGUCCUCGGGGACCACCCGGGUUCUCCAGAACCUGAAGGACCCGGUCCCGUCCGGGGCCUGGCCCUGGGGCGACUCCAACCGCGUGGUGGUGUCCAGCGGGCUGUUCGGGCGGUUCCUGGUCACCCCGUCGGCGGGCUCCCUCUUCGUUCUGGACGGGAAGCAGGGCAGCCCGCACUGCGAGGUGUCGGACGUCCGGCGAGGCAACGCGGUGGUGUGGGUCGGGGAGGUAUGA